Mya arenaria is the source of this 1660-nucleotide messenger RNA. Its product is annotated as U11/U12 small nuclear ribonucleoprotein 48 kDa protein-like. The transcript has 10 exons. Lineage: Eukaryota; Metazoa; Mollusca; Bivalvia; Myida; Myidae. The coding region runs from base 121 to 1338 and encodes 405 amino acids. The record is from RefSeq and is a predicted model, not a curated record.
AAGAGCACAAGUAGAUCAUCGGCGACAACAUGCCAAAAAUUCGAUAAAACAACACUUGAAAACCUCUGGCAAUAAUUCACAAUCUUUCGUUUGAUUAAUCAUAAUAAUGACGUCGGUAAGAUGAGUACGAGUGUAACAGCCAGUGAACUGUCAUCCCGGCAACAGUGUCUAGAUGACCUUGAUGAGUUUAUAUCGUCAUGCCAACAACGCAUCACAGAUAUGCUUGAUAUGUUUGGGUGGACACCUGAACAUUUUAUGCAACCGAGCAUGUUGAGCACAUGCCCACAUAACAGUGACCAUAGAAUGCCACCUUCUGCCUUGGACAAGCAUACAUUGGUGUGUGAGCUGACUAACCAGGGAUAUACCAGGACUGAUGCUGAGAAGAUUCUUGAGGAUCGCUCAUAUUUUUACAAGGAUGCUGCCUGCGUAUACCCAGUUACACUAGACUUGGAGACACUGAAUUCCUGGCUAUGGAACCACCAUGUGAAGAACCAUUCAGUGUUCUAUGGCUACCCGCGUGUUCCACAGACAUCAGAAGAAGAGCAGAUAAUGUUGCCCCGAGAGGAUCGUGCCGCUCUUGCAGAGUAUGUGGUCCUGCGUGCACGUGCAGCUAACAGAUUGAAGGAGGUUGGCAGGGAUGAACUACUCGUUUCAGAGAACCUCGCUGACUUGAUCAAAAAAGAGACUGGAGAAGGAAGACACCUGGAUCCUGUAGAGGAGAUGGCCGCACUGCGUGACUACCGACGCAGACGCAAGACCUAUCGUGCCAAGAACGUCCACAUCACAAAAAAAUCACACACUGAGAUAAUGCGAGAGGUUAUCAAUAAUCAGAUGGACAUGUACAGUCAGUCUCUGCAGGAUGACCGAAGUGUUGACAGAGAAGAAAAGGCACUUGAAGAAACAGGUCGACAAUUAGAGGAGAUUUCUUCAUAUAGAGGAACAUCUAGUCAAAGGUCAAGGUCAACUGAAAGGUCAAGAGGCACACCAAGGCAACCCUCAAGGGCAAGAGAGUAUUCAAGACAGAGGUCAAAAGAUAGAUAUAGGCGUAAAUCUAGAUCUCCUGAUAGGCCAAGGCAAGGGUCAAGGUCAAGAGAAACAUCUAGACAAAGGUCAAGGUCUCCCUUAUUGUGUUCAACUCCAAGGUCAUUUGAGAGGCCUUUGUCCAGGGAGAGGCUAAACGAAAGGUCAAGAAGUAAGGACAGAGAACAGAGAAAACACAAGAAAAAACACAAGCAUCGAUCUAGAAGCAGGUCAAAGACCAAAAGCAGGGCAAAGAAGAAACACAAGAAGAAUAAGCACAAGUCAAAGGGAGAUAAAGAGGAACAGCCAGACAAAUAAUGAAGAGGAUAUACCAAGAUGUUUCUGUUACACGUAGGCUCAAGUUUCAAGAACCAAUUCUGUCAGUUCUGUUCCUCUUCUAGAAAUAAAGAAAAAUGUUUUGUGAACUCAAAAUUUAUUAUAUUCUCUAUGAAAAAGAUUAAACUGUUGUUGUAAAACUAUGGUCUACAAAUAUUUAUACAUGUGUAGACGCAUCUUGUUUUUAUUACUUGCUAUGUAGGUUGAUGAAGGCAAAUUUUUCAUUUAUGCCUCGUUUAGAACGUUUAAAUUGUUCUUACUAAUGUAAAGCGCUUGAGACAUAAUAAACUAGUUCACAUUGUUA